Molecule: messenger RNA, 2634 nt
Organism: Alternaria novae-zelandiae
Lineage: Eukaryota; Fungi; Ascomycota; Dothideomycetes; Pleosporales; Pleosporaceae
Exons: 2
Coding region: 1-2634 (877 amino acids)
Biological process (GO): translational elongation
Molecular function (GO): translation elongation factor activity; GTPase activity; GTP binding
Source: RefSeq, a predicted model, not a curated record
AUGGCCUCCAUAUUCACCUUCGACCCCGAUCCUCCGCGCGUUUCGUCGCCGUGGGCUAUCACGCCUAUCGGCGGCGUUGCGCACUCCCCCGUGCCAGCCACGAACCCCCGACGAAUCCCUUCGACUCUCGGCGGUCUUAAUGACGAGACGAGCGCAAAUGCAACAUCCCUCCCCACCGAUAUAGAUUAUACGCAUAUCACACGGUUGGAGGCGGAGCCCCAAGAUGGGCCUACGGAGUAUAAGCUACAUCUUCUGCUCAGGCGACGGCGGUCGUUCACCCGUUCCAGUACCGCACGCCAUAUAUCUGGGUCCAUGCGUCGACCUGAAAUACCUAUACCAGCGGGUCGCAGCGUAUCAGAGUCCGGCGUCCUGGCUAAUACCCCUCCACCACUGGCAUCUACACAGUCAAAGCAGCAUCGUCUGGAGCAGCUGACUACUCAGUUGCUGUGGCGCCUACAGCAGUCAUGUCCAAACCACAUGUCAUCAUCCAUGGCACCUGUCAUACCUCAUUUUCCCGACGAUGCACGUCUGUCAGGGCCCGAGAUGCCUCAACGUCUGCUGCCGGGGUUGGAGGAGAGUAGUGGUGCGCUCUAUGAGAUUGGAGUCGCGGACGACGGAACUAUUGUUGGCUUGACAGAAGACGAGAUGGAAGAGAGCCUGAACAAUUUGCGCGCCAUGGCUGCAAGCUUGGGCUGUGGAGUCAAGGUCAUGCGCAGGGUUCCUGUAGGCGAUUGCGAGUGGACAGAGGAUUCCGGCACCGCAAAACAGAGGGUUGUAAAAUCGCAAUUGCUAGUUGCCGAAGCUCUGGUCCGCCCAGAACAGCACUUGGUCGAUCACACGAAGAGGAACGGGCAGCAAGCAGCCGACGUGCCGUCUGACACCGGUGCUAGCAACGUUGUGGCACUGACUAACGAGUCUGAGGGAGUCACCGAGCAGAUGCGUGUAUCAGUGACCGGUGCCACCAUGUCCGGUAAAUCUAGCCUACUUGGCACACUCUCUACCGCAACGCUGGAUAAUGGCAGAGGAAAGAGUCGCCUGAGUCUUCUGAAACACAGACACGAGAUCGCAUCAGGGAUGACCAGCUCUGUCACCCAGGAGUUGAUAGGGUACCGUGAUGUAGGAGGCUCAUCACGAGUGACUAGCUAUGGCUCUGAGAACAUCGACUCAUGGAUCGACAUUCACGCGGCUGUUGAGUCAGCAAAAACCGGCCGACUUGUGUUCCUCUCUGACUCAGCUGGUCAUCCGCGAUUUAGACGCACCACCGUCCGUGGAAUCGUCGGCUGGCAACCACAUUGGACACUUCUGUGCAUUCCAGCUGACAACACCGAUGAGUCCUCUGGCAAGCUCGGAGCUUCGCCUUCAGCUGAAGAAAUACUCGGCCCAGCAGCAGCAGAUCUGGAUCUGUCUCAUGCACACCUUCAGUUAUGCCUCGCUCUGGAACUGCCGCUUGUGAUUGUCAUCACGAAGUUCGAUUUGGCUACCAGAACCGGCUUGGGAAACACCUGUAACAAGUUGUUUUCGGUAUUGAAAGAGCACAAGAGGACGCCUUGUCUCAUCGGUGAUGCAGCUACAUCUGUGCUAGAGGCCGAUCUACACACAGUUGAUGGAGGAGAUCUUAAGAUCGACAAUGCACUAAGUCUCCUUGCAGACUCACCACUUGCGGCAGUGCCGAUUGUUUUGACUAGCGCCGUCAAAGGCACAGGAAUCCGGAAGCUUCAUGCAUUCCUUCGAGAACUGCCCAUGCCCAAGGAAGUCACUCAACCUGCACCUGCAGCAGUUUCGCCACUCUUUUAUAUCGAAGAUGUCUACAGCGUCCGCACGGAUACAUCAAGUGAUCGAUCAGCGAUCAUCGGGGGCUACCUCCGUUACGGGUCUCUGGCCGUUGGCGACGAGCUGCUCUUAGGACCCUACCCUGUCGAUGUAAGCUCUGACGACAGCGACAGCGGUAGCGCAAUACCAAAUCGCAAGCCAUCUAUUCCGCAGUCGAGGUCCUUUCCUGGCGCACUGAACACGAAAUCGAAGAACGCCUCAUUGCGCGAUCGGCAUAGUCAAUGGCGACGCGUCCGCAUUACCUCUAUGCGCAAUUUGCGUCUACCCGUGCGAAAGCUUCAUGCGGGGCAGGUCGGGACCAUGGGCCUCGCACCCGUCGAUACACCGAUUGUCAGUCCAUCGAUAAACAGGAUACGCAAAGGCAUGGUAUUGGCGGCUCGCGAGCCCAAAGCGCACAAAGUCAUCACAGUGCGAUUUGAGGAUAAGCAAGCAGAAAGCGUUAGGAACCUCAGUGUCGGCAGCGCAGUUGUCGUUUACAUUGCGAGCGUGAGAGCUUCAUCGAAAGUGCUUUCCGUUGCUGCCGAACGUAUGGAAGACCCUACGCUCAAGACUCACGGAGACGAGGAUGAUGCUUUCGGGUUCGGCUUUGACGUUGAGAUGGAGAAGCCGGCAGCUGAAGCUGCGCCGCCAGCGGUCAUCGUGACCUUCCAAUUCAUCGCUUCGCGCGAAUUCGUGGAGAUGGGUGCCAAGGUGUUAGUCAUGCCUGGCGGUGGGCCGGGGCUUUUCGGGGGUAAUGAGAGGGGUGCAAAGGGUAUGGCUGGGCUGGAAGGGUUUGUUGGCAGAGUAGUGGACGAUGCUUCGUAG